AUGUGGCAUCCAGCUUGCAAGGUUACAAAGCUUUCUGCAAUUGCUGCACUUGCGUCAGUUUUGUCCAGCUUGUUUGUGUACUACAUUACAUUUUAUGCCAGCAAAGGAAGGACAAUUCCAGAAAACAAUUUCACCAAUGGUAUUUCAAACAACACUGGAAACCUGGAAAAGCGUUUACCAAAGGUAAUUAUCAUUGGUUCAGCCAAAUCAGGCACAAGGGCAUUGCUUGUUUUCCUUAAAAUACAUCCUGAUGUCAGGGCAUGCCCAUACGAGGUGCACUUCUUUGAUCGAGAUGAAAACUAUGCACUUGGGUUGGAAUGGUACAGAAAAAGAAUGCCUAAGUCAACUUCUAAUCAGGUCACCAUAGAAAAGUCUCCAGGUUACUUUGUAUCAACCAAUGUCCCAGAGCGUGUGUUCAAUAUGUCAAAAGAUGUUAAACUCUUGGUGAUUGUCCGUGAUCCAACACAAAGAGCUAUAUCAGACUAUACACAGUUAGCACUUCGGCCAAACAGUUCUCUUCCAAGGUUUGAAGACUAUGUUAUGAGGAACAAUAACAUUUUAAGCACAGAGAGGGGUGUGGUUAAAUUUGGAGUUUACAUUAGGUACCUGUGGAAUUGGAUGAAGUUUUUCCCACUUUCACAGAUCCAUUUUGUGAGUGGUGAGGAGCUUGUCAAAAAUCCAACAGCAGAAUUGAAACUUGUGGAGAGAUUUCUGACCCUGAGACCAGUGAUCAAUGAAAAUAAUUUCUACUUUGACAAGAAGAAGGGUUUUCCUUGUUUUAUUGGAAAAAUAGGUUUUGAUGGCAAGAGAAAGUCAGGCUGUUUAAAAGGCAGCAAAGGGAGAAAGCAUACUCCUGUUAGCCAACAUAUUUUAACUCGAUUGCAUAACUACUACCAGCCUUACAAUGAAGAGCUUUACAAAGUUGUAAAACGAAAUUUUCAUUGGCCACAAUCAUCAUAA
Molecule: messenger RNA, 960 nt
Organism: Porites evermanni
Lineage: Eukaryota; Metazoa; Cnidaria; Anthozoa; Scleractinia; Poritidae
Source: the annotation of a GenBank genome assembly